UGCCCUUGAAGCCUAAUUACCCCCCGGCUAUGGAGGGUGGGCUUUAAAAUGAAUCCCCAUCUGGACGUGAGCCACAAUAUAUCAGCACCUGCUUACUGGGAAGAACCGAGUGUUGGAAAUCUCACUGGCCCCAACCAGACGUCCAGCUAUUCCACUCCUCCUGAGCUAGAUAUCAGGAGGGCCAUUUCUGUGGGGAUUGUGCUGGGCGCCUUCAUCCUCUUUGCCAUCGUAGGCAACAUCCUGGUGAUCCUCUCUGUAGCAUGCAACCGUCACCUGCGGACACCCACCAACUACUUCAUAGUUAACCUUGCCAUUGCGGACCUGCUGCUGAGUUUCACAGUCCUGCCUUUCUCUGCUGCCCUUGAAGUGCUUGGCUACUGGGUCUUAGGGAGGAUUUUUUGUGACAUCUGGGCUGCAGUGGAUGUGCUGUGCUGCACCGCAUCCAUCCUGAGUCUCUGUGCCAUCUCUAUCGAUAGGUACAUCGGGGUCCGCUACUCUCUCCAGUACCCAACGCUAGUCACCAGGAAAAAGGCCAUUCUGGCCCUCCUCAGUGUGUGGGUGUUGUCCAUGGUGAUCUCCAUUGGCCCUCUUCUUGGGUGGAAGGAGCCUGCGCCUAAGGAUGAGAAGGAGUGUGGUGUCACUGAAGAGCCCUUUUAUGCCCUCUUCUCCUCCUUGGGCUCCUUUUAUAUCCCGCUCACUGUUAUCCUAGUGAUGUAUUGCCGAGUCUACAUUGUGGCCAAAAGGACCACCAAGAACCUCGAGGCAGGAGUCAUGAAGGAGAUGUCCAACUCCAAGGAGCUGACCCUACGGAUCCACUCCAAGAACUUUCAUGAGGAUGCUCUCAGUAGCACCAAGGUCAAGGGCCACAACCCUAGGAACUCAAUAGCUGUCAAACUUUUUAAGUUCUCCAGGGAAAAGAAGGCAGCCAAGACCUUGGGCAUUGUGGUCGGCAUGUUUAUUUUAUGCUGGCUUCCGUUCUUCAUUAUUCUACCGCUUGGGUCCCUGUUUGCUACUCUGAAGCCCCCAGACACUGUCUUCAAAGUGGUCUUCUGGCUUGGCUACUUCAACAGCUGCAUCAACCCCAUUAUCUAUCCCUGCUCCAGCAAAGAAUUCAAGCGCGCCUUCCUCCGCAUCCUUAAAUGCCAGUGCCAUCGGCGGAAUCGACUAGGCUGGUGGAACUACAACUACCGAGCCUGGAAUCGAGGCUCCUUUGAGCAAUCUCGCAAGGACUCACUGGAUGACAGUGGGAGCUGCCUGAGUGGUAGCCAGAGGACCCUAAACUCAGCCACCCCCAGCCCUGGGUACCUGAGCAAGGUCACCCACCCACAGGUGGAGAUGUACACUUUCUCAGAAUGGAAGAGCUCUGGUACCUUCCUGAGCCCACCCCACCCAGAGCCACCAGGGCGUCACCGAGACACAGGCCACCUCUUUACCCUCAAAUAUCUAGCAGAACAUGAGGGACACCCAGGGCUGGACAGCAAUGGGGGCUGCGAGGUAGCUGCCAACAUGGCCAAUGGCCAAGCUGGCUUCAAAAAGAAUAUGCCCCUUGGGCCAAGUCAGUUCUAAGGGACCAUCCUUUAUAUCCCCCCUCAUCCUGCUCCAUCAUUCAUUGGCAGAUCCCACACCUGGUUUCCUGCCCUGGGGAAGGCAUAUGGGAGCUAGGAAGUUCAACACUCAAUAGACACAGAUUCCCAAGGGGAAAUUGAAGGGAGAGGAGCAGUGAGCAAAGGAUUAAUUGCAUUUCUGGCGGGUGCACGGGUGCCAGACUUGUUUCCAAUUACAAGGAAGAUCUAGGCCCAGAGCAGGUGAAAAGAAACACAUGCAGCCCCAUGUUCAGCUGCUGUGGAAAUGCUAGGUGACAGCCACAAUAUAAGCAUAUAUGAAAUGAGUCGCGCUAUAUAUAUAUAUAUGUAUAUAACAGUAGAUAUACAGUGUCUAUGUAUGUGGUAUGCAUGUAUGUGUGUGUGUGUGCAUGGGCACCCCAGUGGGGAAAGUACGCGUGUGAGCUGAAGAGGAAACCAGUGGCGUUUUGUUUCGUGAUUUAACUUUGUACCUCUCAGUGGUCUCGGUGAUCGCUGUCCAAUCCUUCCCUGUACUUCACCGAACAUUGGCACUUUAGGGGGGGAAACAAGUCAGACAUUAAAAGUCAUUUCUCAUGUGUUCACAA
Monodelphis domestica (gray short-tailed opossum) is the source of this 2167-nucleotide messenger RNA. RefSeq names its product adrenoceptor alpha 1B (gene ADRA1B). Gene Ontology annotation, biological process: positive regulation of MAPK cascade; positive regulation of cytosolic calcium ion concentration; regulation of vasoconstriction. The record is from RefSeq and is a predicted model, not a curated record. Gene Ontology annotation, molecular function: alpha1-adrenergic receptor activity. Lineage: Eukaryota; Metazoa; Chordata; Mammalia; Didelphimorphia; Didelphidae. Gene Ontology annotation, cellular component: plasma membrane.